This is a messenger RNA of Nasonia vitripennis (jewel wasp), 680 nucleotides long. Its product is annotated as histone H3. The transcript has a single exon. Bases 43 to 453 code for a protein of 136 amino acids. NCBI's taxonomy places the organism in Eukaryota, Metazoa, Arthropoda, Insecta, Hymenoptera, Pteromalidae. Gene Ontology annotation, cellular component: nucleosome. The record is from RefSeq and is a predicted model, not a curated record. Gene Ontology annotation, molecular function: DNA binding; structural constituent of chromatin; protein heterodimerization activity.
GUCUGAGCAGUCGCACUAGACGCAUCAACCGAACUUCUAGCAAUGGCUCGCACUAAGCAGACUGCUCGCAAGUCUACAGGAGGCAAGGCUCCUCGCAAACAACUGGCAACCAAAGCCGCUCGUAAAAGUGCCCCGGCUACCGGAGGAGUUAAGAAGCCCCAUCGUUACAGGCCUGGAACUGUCGCUCUCCGAGAGAUUCGUCGCUACCAGAAGAGUACGGAACUCCUGAUCCGCAAGCUGCCUUUCCAACGCUUGGUGCGUGAGAUCGCUCAAGAUUUCAAGACGGACCUUCGUUUCCAAAGCUCUGCUGUGAUGGCUCUUCAAGAAGCCAGCGAGGCUUACCUCGUCGGUCUCUUUGAGGAUACUAACCUAUGCGCUAUCCAUGCUAAGCGCGUGACUAUCAUGCCCAAGGACAUCCAGCUGGCUAGACGCAUUCGUGGAGAACGUGCUUAAAUUUUGAACACCGUUCUUGCCCAUAAACAAUCGGCCCUUUUCAGGGCCACCAAAUAUUCAAACGUAUAAAACAUCUAUUAUGAUUUUCAAAUACUAUCGCUUCCUAUGAAUAGCCUCAACCGUCCUCGUUUUCCUUACUAAAAGCAAAAUGCUUUUUAUCUACCGCCAGGGUCCGGACUAAAAGCAUGCUCUUUAAUUCAAUUCCGUUGCAUGCUGCUAAUAUUUCA